GGGCGAGCUGAGCGAGCGGGGAGCGCGGAGCCAUGGCGGGGCAGCAGUUCCAGUACGACGACAGCGGCAACACCUUCUUCUACUUCCUCACGUCGUUCGUGGCGCUCAUCGUCAUCCCGGCCACUUACUACCUCUGGCCGCGGGACCAGAACGCCGAGCAAAUUCGAUUGAAGAAUAUCAGAAAAGUAUAUGGAAGAUGCAUGUGGUAUCGUUUACGGUUGUUAAAACCCCAGCCAAAUAUUAUUCCUACAGUAAAGAAAAUAGUUCUGCUUGCAGGAUGGGCAUUGUUUUUAUUUCUUGCAUACAAAGUUUCCAAAACAGACCGAGAAUAUCAAGAAUACAACCCUUAUGAAGUAUUAAAUUUGGAUCCCGGGGCAACAGUAGCAGAAAUAAAGAAGCAGUAUCGCUUGCUAUCACUUAAAUAUCAUCCAGAUAAAGGAGGUGAUGAAGUUAUGUUCAUGAGAAUAGCGAAAGCAUAUGCAGCUUUAACUGAUGAAGAGUCCCGGAAAAAUUGGGAGGAAUUUGGAAAUCCAGAUGGACCUCAAGUCACAAGCUUUGGAAUUGCUUUGCCGGCAUGGAUAGUUGACCAGAAGAACUCAAUUUUGGUUUUACUCGUAUAUGGCUUGGCAUUCAUGGUUAUCCUUCCGGUUGUUGUGGGCUCAUGGUGGUAUCGCUCAAUACGUUAUAGUGGAGACCAAAUUCUAAUACGCACAACACAAAUUUAUACAUAUUUUGUUUAUAAAACCCGGAAUAUGGAUAUGAAGCGUCUUAUCAUGGUUUUGGCUGGAGCUUCUGAAUUUGAUCCUCAGUACAAUAAAGAUGCCACAAGCCGACCAACAGAUAAUAUACUGAUUCCUCAGCUAAUUAGAGAAAUUGGCAGCAUUAAUUUAAAGAAGAAUGAGCCUCCACUUACCUGCCCAUAUAGCCUGAAGGCUAGAGUGCUUUUACUAUCCCAUCUUGCUAGAAUGAAAAUUCCUGAGACCCUUGAAGAAGAUCAGCAAUUUAUGUUGAAAAAAUGCCCUGCUCUGCUUCAAGAAAUGGUAAAUGUAAUCUGCCAACUAAUAGUAAUGGCCCGAACCCGUGAAGAAAGGGAGUUUCGUGCUCCAACUUUGGCAUCCUUGGAAAACUGCAUGAAGCUUUCCCAAAUGGCUGUGCAAGGUCUUCAGCAGUUUAAAAAUCCCCUUCUGCAACUCCCUCACAUUGAAGAAGACAAUCUCAGAAGAGUUUCUAAUCAUAAAAAGUACAAAAUUAAGACUAUUCAGGAUUUGGUGAGUUUGAAAGAAGUAGAUCGUCGCAGUCUACUACACUUCCUCGAAGACGAAAAGUAUGAAGAGGUUAUGGCUGUCCUAGGGAGUUUCCCUUAUGUGAUGAUGGACAUAAAAUCACAGGUAUUGGAUGAUGAAGAUAGCAACAACAUCACAGUAGGGUCUUUAGUUACAGUGCUGGUUAAAUUGACAAGACAAACAAUGGCAGAAGUAUUUGAAAAAGAGCAGUCUAUCUGUGCUGCAGAGGAACAGCCAGCAGAUGAUGGGCAGGUUGACACUAACAAGAACAGGACAAAAGGAGUAUGGCAACAGAAAAGUAAAGGACCCAAGAAAAUGGCUAAAUCAAAAAAAAAGAAACCUUUAAAAAAAAAAACUACACCAGUGCCCUUAACACAAUCAAAGCAACAGAAACAAAAGCAGGCAAAUGGAGCCAUUGGAAGUGAAUCUGCAGUAAAGGAAGAUGAAGAGGAAGUUUCUGACAAAGGCAGUGAGUCUGAAGAAGAAGAAACUAAUAGAGAGUCCCAGAGUGAAAAAGAUGAUGGUAGUGACAGAGACUCUGAUAGAGAGCCAGAUGAAAAGCAGAACAAAGAUGAUGAAGCAGAAUGGCAAGAAUUACAGCAAAGUAUACAGCGGAAGGAGAGAGCUCUACUUGAAACCAAAUCCAAGAUAACACAUCCUGUUUAUAGCCUUUACUUUCCAGAGGAAAAACAAGAAUGGUGGUGGCUUUAUAUUGCAGAUAGGAAGGAACAAACAUUAAUAUCAAUGCCAUAUCAUGUGUGUACACUCAGAGAUACCGAUGAGGUAGAACUGAAGUUUCCUGCACCAGGCAAGCCUGGGAAUUAUCAGUAUACAGUAUUUCUGAGAUCAGAUUCCUAUAUGGGUUUAGAUCAGAUUAAACCAUUGAAGUUGGAAGUUCACGAGGCUAAGCCUGUGCCAGAAAACCACCCACAGUGGGACACAGCAAUUGAAGGGGAUGAAGACCAGGAGGACAGUGAGGGUUUUGAAGAUAGCUUUGAGGAAGAGGAAGAAGAGGAAGAAGAUGAUGACUAAGCAGUGCUCUGAAAUGGACCAUAAUAUUUGCACAUAGUUGCAAGUCUUUGCUAGUUUGGAAAUGUAUAAUAAACCAGAAGCAGUGCAAGCUGAGGGAGGUGUUAGUUCUUUCCUGGAAAUGGGCACAUAAUCUGAUGGGGCAGUGGCAGUGCCUUGGUAUAGAGUCUGGAAAAAUGCUUAAGGCUGGUCAAAGCCUUUUUCAGUAUGGGAUGGUGCAUUUGUCUCAUUUGAAAAUGAUAAUAAACCCCUUGUUAAUGACUGUUCAGAUGUGUGGGUUAUGUAUUAUCUGAUCAGUUUAUGGUUCCAGUAAAAGUAAAGGUACAUUGGAGAAUCUAUAAAAGGAGCAACUUUUCUCUGUUUAGCUUUAGUUUUUAGCAAACAUUAAGGUAUGAUAAACACCACAGCUAUGUUUUAAGUAACAUCUGCUCAAGUUUUAAUGUUUUGAAAAGCUCUAUCGUUUUACAUUUUUCAGUGCUACAACUGUAAUAGCUCCACUCGUGCUUUUAAGUCUUUUAUUUUACCUGUCUUGGUCCUAAGUUGGCUUUCUCUCACAUUCCACACAACACAGAGGGCUACAUUUGGGGAUUUUCAUUUUAACCGUUGCCAAGAGUUAUCAGACAGAUUAUAAAAACGGCUUAAAACAUUUUUAAGCCUUUAUUUUAGCAGAUCAUGCAGGGUCUAAUUCUUUCUGUAAGCUCUAAGAAAUUAUUUUGGGACCACAUGUUCUAACGUUGACAACUUACAGAGUUACUAAGUAACCUUUUUUAAAAGGUUCACUAUAAAAGCUGAAAUUCGUUCUUAGCUUUUAAUCUACCUAUCAGAAGCCUUUUAAGGAAAGAAAUAUAUAUAAAACAUGCAAAGGAGGCAUUUUUUGUAUUCAUUUUGGACUCCUGUCAAUAAAAUAGAAGUUUGACUCA
Suncus etruscus (white-toothed pygmy shrew) is the source of this 3232-nucleotide messenger RNA. It is a transcript of the gene SEC63, whose product is annotated as SEC63 homolog, protein translocation regulator. Gene Ontology annotation, cellular component: Sec62/Sec63 complex. The coding region runs from base 33 to 2315 and encodes 760 amino acids. The transcript is spliced from 21 exons. The record is from RefSeq and is a predicted model, not a curated record. NCBI's taxonomy places the organism in Eukaryota, Metazoa, Chordata, Mammalia, Eulipotyphla, Soricidae. Gene Ontology annotation, biological process: SRP-dependent cotranslational protein targeting to membrane; post-translational protein targeting to endoplasmic reticulum membrane. Gene Ontology annotation, molecular function: RNA binding; transmembrane protein transporter activity.